AUGACGUUCUCGAUGCUUCGUUUGACGACUCUUCUCGUGCUGAUUGCCGUCGCAAUAAGCACAGUAUCGAACGUGGUUAAAGAUCAUUUCGUCAAGAACGGUCUCAAGGAUGUUACCCCAGCUCACGUGGCCGAGAAAAUCAUCUCUGUAUGCAAAGAGAAAUUGGCCGCAUCAGACCAUAAGAAGUGCGAAAAAAUAGCCACAGAGAACGCAGAGCUAAUUCAUACGCACUUGCGAACCGGCCAAACAGUGCGUGGUUCGUGUCAAGAGCUGAAACUGUGUUAA
This is a messenger RNA of Haemonchus placei, 285 nucleotides long. Lineage: Eukaryota; Metazoa; Nematoda; Chromadorea; Rhabditida; Trichostrongylidae. The record is from the annotation of a GenBank genome assembly.